Messenger RNA from Myxozyma melibiosi, 362 nucleotides. RefSeq names its product Atp19 h. The transcript has 4 exons. The record is from RefSeq and is a predicted model, not a curated record. Lineage: Eukaryota; Fungi; Ascomycota; Lipomycetes; Lipomycetales; Lipomycetaceae. The coding region runs from base 110 to 322 and encodes 70 amino acids. Gene Ontology annotation, biological process: proton motive force-driven ATP synthesis.
CUUGGAAGACCAUCAUCAACUCCGGUUUAUUCAGUAUCUUCUUACCAAAUGUAAGUGAUCUCUCUUUAUUUCGUACUCUAUCUAAUACUCUAUCUGAUUCUUAUUCAAAAUGGCCGGUGCAGUUUACCAUGUUUUCGGACGGGCCGUCAAGCCUCAUCAGCUCUCAAUUGCUACUCUUGGAAGUACUGCCGCCCUCGUUAUCGGUCUGAACUUGACGAAGAAGCCUGCCGAGAAGCCGACCUCUCCCCCAAUCAAUGCUGCUUCUCCGGAAGAGGAGGAUUUUGUUAAGGAUUUCAUGAAGUCGCUCGAGGAGAAGAAAUAGAUAAAGAGAAAUUGUUGAAGAAAAUCUCGAUAGUUUAGAU